Molecule: messenger RNA, 2166 nt
Organism: Strongylocentrotus purpuratus (purple sea urchin)
Lineage: Eukaryota; Metazoa; Echinodermata; Echinoidea; Camarodonta; Strongylocentrotidae
Product: acidic proline-rich protein PRP33-like
Exons: 3
Coding region: 287-1156 (289 amino acids)
Source: RefSeq, a predicted model, not a curated record
GUCAUGCUCUAGUACGUGUUCGCUAUAUGGGACCCAUACUGAGAGUAAUGACGCAACUUGUUAACCAUCAGCCCCAUUAGCAUUUAGUUACAUGCUUGUCUUUUACUCAACAAGUUAUAUCUGACAUCCAGGAGCUACUUCUAAUUUUCCAUUCAACAAACAUGGCAUGAAGAAAGACCAUACAAUUGAAGAUUAAACAGUGACGGCACUCGGAUCUGUCGUAUCGGUACAUAGUCGACAUAAUACAAGUAUUAUCUUGAUUACAUGGUGAUUGAGGAUAUCCAUCAUGGCCAUCUAUGUCAAUGACAGUCAUCAUGGCGACCAUAAUCACUGGCGUCGAAUGAAUAACAUCAAAGGCCUGGUAAUGUUAGCUGUCCUGGUGUUUGUAGCGGGUAUUGUUCUCUCCGUUUUGACAGGGGUACCAUACUACGGUGGUCUUAUCUGUACUACCGCUAUAAUCAUGGGCUUCUUGGGUUUCUUCUUACUAUGGAAGUAUAAAGGAUCAGGACGAGUUACAGUGGUAUCAACGAGCGGAGGACAUCAAUCAACCACAGUCCAGAGCUCGUCAAUGAUGAGCCAGUCGUACCAACAAAGCAUGCAACAAACAGUCAGGUCGCAUAGCAUUGUCAGUAUGACCAGUCGGACCAAUGUCCAGCGAAGUAGCAGCGUGGCACGCCUACAAGAUUCUGGUGUGUUGGGAUGGGGUGGUACCCCGUCCUCGCAACCUGUUGAUAAUGGAUGGAUGGCACAUGGUAAUCCAUCACGUGGCGGACACACACAUCCUCCUCCUCCUCAUCCUCCUCCUCCUCACGCAGGGCAACCAGGGACUGCAUCCCAACCUGGAGGCUACGCUCAACCCGGGGGGUACCCACAACCAGGGGGCUAUCCACCACCAGGGGGAUACCCACAACCAGGGGGUCACACUCAACCAGGGGGCUACCCGCAACCAGGGGGUCACACUCAACCAGGGGGCUACCCGCAACCAGGGGGUCAGACUCAAUCUGGAGGCUUUACCAACCCUGGUGGUAACAGACCGAGCAGUACGGUUGGUGGAUUUACCAACCCAGCUGGACCUUCGACAAGACCAGGUCCAUCCUCAUACACUGAUGCUCCACCUUCUUAUGCAGAUGCAGUCAGACUACCAGGAAAGUCAUAGCGAAGCGAUAUCAAUCCCAGAACUACAAAUCUAAGUCCUCCCAUGGUCUCUUCCAGCAACGCUCGCAAUGACAAGUUUAGCGAAUUGCUGAAAGGCUACCAGAGCUUAACGUGAUGUCACAUCAUCAUUAGCUUGAAUUUUCUGCGUCUUCAGAUGCAAAGCAUAAUGGAGAAUCAAAAAUUAUUUUGCCAAACUGUAAUCUGCAUAACAUUCUAGGAAAUGCAGUUCUUCCAUGCGUACAAACGGAACAAGGUAUCGCAGCUAUCUGGACACAGUCAUCUCUAUAUCAGUGUAUCUGGUAACAAAAGCGUGUAUACUUUCAAAACCAAAUUACAAUCUACACUCCAAUUGUAUGGAAAUGCAUUGCAUUUAAUAUUUCGCAUGCUUGUAGAUAUAUACAGAAAACAAACGAUAUAACGAAAUGGAGGACAUUACAUCAGGGCCCCGUCGCAACUAUGUACAUAAGAGAUAGGAGACUGUAAACUUGCGAUAGAUUAGAGGACUUGCGGUCGAUUUAGAUCAAUCGCAACUCUUUGUAAGACGGGGCCCUGGAAACAAUAUUAAUUCUAAAAUUGCAAUAGUUUAGUAACAAUUGAACAAAUUUGACAGAUUGAACAGUAUUGAAAGUAAGACUAUUUACACGUAAAAUGUGAAAAUGAGGGCCUUAUUGAAAAGGGUGGCUUGUGGCGGUAAAUACCUCUUAAUACAUGUUGGUUAAGUAAUUAUUCAUAAUCAUCAAUAGAGUAUGAAGCUAUGUGGGGUUUUAAGUGUUUAUCAAGAUAAAUGACGAGGACAGGUUACAAUAUUAGGGGAAACGAAAAUAGAUAAAUAUACAUAGAAACACUGUGAAGAAAGUUGAAAGAUUUAUGUCUAACACAGUUAGAGAGAAAAGCAGGAGUGAAAAAGUAUAUGUAUAUUUAUUGCAUUAAAAGAACAGGAGAAAAUAAGAUAGAUUAAUUUGUACAUGUGAAUGAACGAUGAAUAAAUUAAAUAGUAUUUAAGUCAAUGAA